Messenger RNA from Sardina pilchardus (European sardine), 1179 nucleotides. RefSeq names its product COPI coat complex subunit zeta 1 (gene copz1). The transcript has 9 exons. Lineage: Eukaryota; Metazoa; Chordata; Actinopteri; Clupeiformes; Clupeidae. Bases 122 to 655 code for a protein of 177 amino acids. The record is from RefSeq and is a predicted model, not a curated record. Gene Ontology annotation, biological process: intra-Golgi vesicle-mediated transport; intracellular protein transport; retrograde vesicle-mediated transport, Golgi to endoplasmic reticulum. Gene Ontology annotation, cellular component: COPI vesicle coat.
UUUUAACUCAUUUCGCGUCAUUGUAACGUUUUUGUUUCCGUUUCCGUUUUGAAAGGAAGUUACUGGACUCUGGUGGACUCUUGAAAUUUAGUUUACCAAGUCACCUGAAGUACCGACAGCAAUGGACAGCGCAAUAUUGGAACCUUCUUUGCUUACAGUUAAGGCAGUCCUCAUCAUGGACAAUGAUGGAGAGAGACUGUAUGCCAAGUAUUACGAUGAGACAUACCCCAGUGUAAAGGAACAGAAAGCCUUUGAGAAGAACAUCUACAACAAAACACAUCGAACAGACAGUGAGAUUGCGCUUCUCGAAGGUCUCACUGUGGUGUACAAGAGUAGUAUUGAUUUAUAUUUCUAUGUGAUUGGAAGCUCACAUGAAAAUGAGCUAAUGCUUAUGGCGGUCCUGAAUUGCCUGUUCGACUCCCUCAGUCAGAUGUUGCGGAAAAACGUAGAGAAGAGAGCUCUGCUGGAGAACAUGGAGGGGCUGUUUCUGGCUGUGGACGAGAUUGUUGAUGGCGGGGUGAUCCUGGAGAGUGACCCUCAGCAAGUGGUGCAUCGCGUGGCUCUGCGGGGUGAUGAUGUGCCACUUACUGAACAGACAGUUACUCAGGUUCUCCAGUCGGCCAAAGAGCAGAUCAAGUGGUCCCUGCUGCGAUAGGCUGCACAGGUGGAUGCCAGGUGACUAAAGGAGAGUGCGGAGUAUCUUCAUUCCACUCCAGAUGUUUUCCCACAGACAAGAUGCCGCUCUCUGUGCGUCGUUUAAAGGCUGUUUGCAGCACCUCUGACAACAGCAACAGGGUUUAUAUGAAAGAAAGGCAGCACACAAAACACCACAGUGUUGUAAUUUCUUGGACCUGAAUCAGUCAUUCCUUGUUUGUGUUUGUGUUUGUGUGUGUGUGUGUGUGUGUGUGUGUGUGUGUGUGUGUGUGUGUGUGUGUGUGUGUGCACAUGCAUGCACAUACGUUAUAAUGUGCCUGUGUGCCUAUAUGAUUAUGUUAAUGCAUACAUAGCUGUGAGUAAAUGUUUGUCAACUUCUCACCCAGUCACAGGUGAAAGCUGUGGAAUGAUAUCCUGGACUGUUCUGUUUUGUCCACUACUGUCCAUUUCACAGGCUGUGACUGUACACUAUCUUUCAAGACCUUUAUAUUUUGAUAAAAAUUAAACUAAAUAUUGUUUCUGUCA